Pseudoliparis swirei is the source of this 2501-nucleotide messenger RNA. RefSeq names its product armadillo repeat containing 10 (gene armc10). Gene Ontology annotation, cellular component: mitochondrion. The transcript has 6 exons. The record is from RefSeq and is a predicted model, not a curated record. Bases 271 to 1296 code for a protein of 341 amino acids. NCBI's taxonomy places the organism in Eukaryota, Metazoa, Chordata, Actinopteri, Perciformes, Liparidae.
CUCUGAUUUGGCGUCUUUUCGUCAGUCGAAUCUGGCAACACCACCUGCCCGGAACUACGCAACAGAACAUUGUGGACAGCUGUAGCUUUCCAGCAAACUGGUCCAGGUUUCAUAACAAUGACUGUCUGCAUUAGUCUGGGUGGGUUGCUGUGCGUUACUGCGGGGUUGUCAUCAGCGCUAGUUAGCUGAGGAUCCGGGUGGUGAGCGACUUUUCAGAGCUUUUGGAGCUUAGCGGCAGCUAACAGAGCUUAGCUAACCGACAGACGCAGCAUGGGCGAUGCUAGUAUUACUCCCAGGUUCGGCAACAUGAGAGCGUUGCUUGGAAUAGUUGCUGGAGCUGGAGCUUCUUACGGGUUGUACAAACUCCUCAGCGGGGGGAGCUUCAAGAGGAACAAGAAAAGUGGUGGUCCCAGGAGCGGUCUGCCCAGUGAAGUCUCCCUUCAACCGGGCAGCCUGCUGGCCAGAGUGUCCGGACUGGACGUGGUCUGGCCCCGACCUGUGGAUGUUAAAUCAGGUGAAAUCAUCCACCAGUCCCCUGGCAAUUUGGAGCCACAGCACUUGAAAAUGCUUCUGUCAUGUCUGCAGACCAGCAACAAUCCACUUGACCGAUGUCGGAUACUACUGACGUUGGGGAAUUCUGCUGCCUUCACUGUGAAUCAGAAUCUUAUACGGGAAUUUGAAGGGAUUCGUCUCAUAGCUGGUUUCCUCUCUGAUCCUGCAGCAGAUGUUAGAGUGCAUACUCUGAAUGCUUUAAAUAAUCUAUGUAUGAACAUCCCAAACCAAGAUCAAAUAAAGUUUUAUGUGCCACAAGUGCUGGAGCUGAUUGAGAUGUCACCAGUGAACUCCGACCUUCAGCUCGCUGCUCUCCGGCUGCUGACGAACCUUUCAGUCACAGAUAAACACCAACACUUGCUGAAGGAGUCUGUUACACUUUUACUCUCUCUACUUGUUGUGAGCUUUGAAGCAUUACAGGUUCAGGCUUUGAAAGUCCUUGUGAAUUUGUCAUCCAAUCCACAUAUGAUGGAUGACAUUGUUCAAGCUCAGGCACCAGCGUCGGUUGUGCUGCUCUUUGAUUCGCGGACAGCUCCCGCUGUGCUUCUGCGAUUGCUGAUGUUUGCAGGGAACCUAAAGGCCUGGAGGCCCUGUGCCCAGGUGGCUCAUGAACUGAGGCGCAAGCAGGAUUGCCUGUACCGGGUCAUGUUGGAUGAGUCUUCCCAGCUACACAGCCGACUGGUCCAGCUGCUUUCACACCCUGAUGUUGAGAUUCAGUCGCAGGUGGCUCGCAUCUUGACAUAGACCUCCCUCUGCGCUGUUGAUCCAAGCACAUCUUUUGCUUCCACACAUUUUGCAAAAGCCAUCACCCUUCUAGUUAAAUUCUAUAUCUGUUGACAUUCAUCUCCCAAUAGACAAGGCUGCAAAGCCUCCUGUGGAUGGAUACUCAACUUGCACUCCCACGCUCUCUCUCUUCAUCUACAGUAAUCCCUAGAUCACUAAUAUUACCACACAAGUCAAUUCUCUCUUCCACUUCACUAGCCACACGUCAAUGAUUUUCACGUUCUUUCACUACAAGGAAUUGAUGAGCAAUGAGUGGGCAGGAAACUAUUCAUUUGGUAGAAUAAAAACAGGCCACCUCACCAAGAGUGUUCUCAUUGCCAGAGACUAUUUCCCUUCAAAGAUCCACAGUGCCCUUUCUUCUGAGACUGUCACCUGUUUUCUCUGAAGACAUGCUUCAGGUGAAAUUUACGAUCCAAAAUCCACUGCCAAACAUUUUCUAGAGAAGGUGUCAGAAUGACCUGUAUAGCACAACCUUACUUUCAACCCUUCUGUGGGUUAGAGGGACACUUAAAUGGAAAUCUGAUACGGUUUCUUGGAGAUACUGAUGAAUGGCUAAAACUCCUGUCCUCGCUAAUUUAUCAACAAUUUAUAUUUGCAAAUGCCCAGGUAUCGGCAUCGGGACUGAAAAAGUCAGAUCGCUGCAUCCCUAGAUCAGUGUAUCAAGGAAGAACUUGGCCAGCACACAUGUCAUCCAGCUUGUAACUGAAUGGAGGAGGGCUUGACCUCGACAAAGCUGUCUCUAGUAAUAUUAACUGUAUCUAAACAUUUUUAUGCACACAGUGAUUAUUGAUUAAUAGACUGAAUGUUAAAUACAAGCAGUGUUAUGUUAUAUUAUGCAGUUUUCUAUAAUGAGACAGGAUGUAAGUGACGGAUCCACAUGUUGUCCAACUGGAGGACCUGAGUUGUGGACCCAUCUGCCAAUUUGUGAGCCUCGAAAUUGCAUGAAAAAUUUGAGAAAUGCUGCACGUGUGAGUCUGAACACUGACUUUAUUAAACCAAAAUCCUUAAUCUCUCAGGCAAUAUGGUUUAGCAGAGCAGAUUCAGUAGGAGGCUGAUUUACUUGUGACUUAGAUUAACAUAUUUAUUUAAUGAAGCUAGUCUGUAUUUUGCUUAUGAAAUAUGUUUUAUGUCUGUUUGAAUGUUUCAAUAAAUGUACUCUGACAAAU